AUGUUACACCCGAAUAUCGAGGAUGAUGAUACGUUCGAGCCUAUCAACUCAACUCCAGAGGACUUCAACCCCAGCGACACCGUCAGUUCUUUUCUUUCCAACACAGCAUACGAUCCUGCACGGCUCCACCCCCUGGCCGGCCUCAGUAGCGGCGGCGGUCUCGACUACAUCAGCCUCGAGGACGAUGCCGGUCCGAUUCCCGGUGCACAGGGGGGAAUCUUGCCGAGCAGAGGAUGGUCGGACGAUUUGACAUAUGGAACAGGUUUGACUUAUAUUACCGGUCUGAGCAUGGGAGGAGCAUUUGGUUUCUAUGAAGGUCUUCGAUCAUCACCAAGCCCGGCAAUCAAGAUCCGCCUUAACACUGUUUUGAACUCGAUGACUCGUCGAGGACCAUUCAUUGGAAACUCGGCGGGUGUCCUCGCUCUGAUGUAUAACGGGGUCAAUGGAGCUAUUGGCAGAGCCCGCGGCACCUAUGAUCCUCUAAACUCUGUUGCCGCCGGGGCCUUGACCGGUGCCCUCUUCAAAUCAACAGCGGGAUUGCGUGCAGCUGGUUCCGCAGGAGGCGUGUGUGCAGCGUUGGCCGGCAUCUGGGCGUUUGGCAAGGAAGCCGUUUUGUAA
Molecule: messenger RNA, 618 nt
Organism: Gamsiella multidivaricata
Lineage: Eukaryota; Fungi; Mortierellomycota; Mortierellomycetes; Mortierellales; Mortierellaceae
Product: mitochondrial import inner membrane translocase subunit tim23
Exons: 3
Coding region: 1-618 (205 amino acids)
Biological process (GO): protein import into mitochondrial matrix
Cellular component (GO): mitochondrial inner membrane; TIM23 mitochondrial import inner membrane translocase complex
Molecular function (GO): transmembrane protein transporter activity
Source: RefSeq, a predicted model, not a curated record